Xenopus tropicalis (tropical clawed frog) is the source of this 1214-nucleotide messenger RNA. RefSeq names its product ankyrin repeat domain 45 (gene ankrd45). The record is from RefSeq and is a predicted model, not a curated record. Lineage: Eukaryota; Metazoa; Chordata; Amphibia; Anura; Pipidae. The transcript is spliced from 7 exons. Gene Ontology annotation, biological process: regulation of DNA-templated transcription. Bases 232 to 966 code for a protein of 244 amino acids.
UCUACAAAUUUCAAGUAAGACUGUAUACUAACUAAAUGAACAAGUGGAACGAUGCCUAUGAGCAUGUGUUUCCAUGCGGAAGGUAUUUUCCGAAACGCAUCGACUUUGCUUCGCUGUUGCUAUGACGACUCAUUGAAACUUCUGACAUUUUUUGCGGUCUGCAGAACAACAGGACUAGAGCAGCAAUACAAGAAUUUAAAGUACUACACUGCAAGUAAUAGAUAAUAGAAAAUGGAAUCUUUAAGUGCUGCACCCACUAUCAAUACAGUAUUGGAGUGCACAUUGAAAGAUGAUUUACAAGCUUUAAAGUUACUGUUUGAAGAUCCUUCUGAACCUGAAAAAGUGACACAUCUGCUCCUAAAAAAGGAUUUCAUGGGAAGAAAUGUCUUGUUUCCAGCUUGCAUUCUGGGUCGCUGUGAAGUAGUUAAAGAACUGAUUAAAUAUGGUGCAAGUGUUAAUUCUCUAACAUCUAGAGAAAUCGAGACUCAUCAGACCAGGCAACAUUUUUCCAGUCUUCAACUGUCCAAUUUUGGCUAUUCACCAUUGCAUUGUGCUGCCGCUUGGGGCCAGCUGGACAUGUUGAAAACCCUAGUAGAGAUGGGAGCUGAUAUAAAAGCUUGCAACUUCUGUAAUGAGAAGGCAUAUGAAAUAGCAAUACGAUACAAUAAAACUGAAUGUGCAGAUUUCCUGGCCUGGGCUGAAGCUAAACUGGAAUUGAAAAUAUAUAUCAGCUUUGUCCACCAGUCCAUCACAGACCUAGAAAAAUUGCAAGGGAAACUCAACAAGGAAUACAAGAAUCAGACUAUGGCUGCUUGUAAAUCCAAGAAUGAGUGGUUAGAGCAUACAAAGAACCCAACAACUCAUGAUUUUGUGGAACAAAAGCUGCAAUUAGAAGCCAUUAUGCAAACAAUUUUCAGCAAACUAAAAACUAGUUCUGACAGUGGAAAAUCCACCAGUAAAUCGUAACAGGUGACUUAUUGACAGUUUAUCAAAUAUGCCAUGAACAGAAUAAGUCCUUUCAACAAAAAUAAAAUUUGAAAUCACUGAAAUAGCCCUGUAUAAAGUUUUACAUAUAUACUGUAAUUAAUUCCACAGCAAUAUUAAAUCUGAAAUGUAUAGUUAUGAAUUGGAAGUUUUAUCUAAUAUGUACAUUUACACUGGAAUAGCAUGGUGUGAGACCAUUUUCCAUUAAACACAACACUUUCAUGUUUUCA